CGUGCGUGGCCAGGAGCGAUCACCGAGGGGCUGCAGCGCUGCGCGCACAGGACACCGGUCGCCCGGCGGCGGGCACCCGACGGCGUUGCCCCUGCGCCCCCCUCACUCCGGCCCGCGCCCUGUCCGGUACCCGCGCAUCCCGGGCUCCCGAUGGCCCCCGAGGCCGGGGCGUCCCCGCGCCCGCUGCCCUGGGCGGCGCUGCUGCUCCUGGCCGUGCUGCUCCCAGUGGCCUCCUCUGCGGGGCCCCCAGUUGAGCACCCACUGAAGCCAAGGCAUGUGAAACUGCUGUCCACUAAAAUGGGCCUGAAGGUCACAUGGGACCCACCCAAAGAUGCUACCAGUAGACCCGUGGAGCAUUACAACAUUGCCUAUGGGAAGUCACUGAAAAGUCUUAAGUACAUCAAGGUGAACGCGGAGACAAACUCCUUCCUUAUUGAGGACGUGGAGCCAGGGGUGGUGUACUUUGUGCUGGUUACUGCAGAGAACCACAGUGGAGUGAGCCGCCCCGUUUACAGAGCCGAGAGCCCACCCGGAGGUGAAUGGAUCAAGAGUGAUGGUUUUCCCAUUAAGGGUCCGGGACCAUUUAAUGAGACCGCCACAGAAAAGGAAGUGCCCAACAAACCCAUGCGUGUGCGUGUCCGAGCCUCAGACGACAGGCUGUCCGUCGCAUGGAAGGCACCACGCCUGUCUGGAGCCAAGAGUCCACGCAGAUCUCGGGGUUUUCUUCUGGGCUAUGGAGAAAGUGGCCGGAAGAUGAAUUACGUCCCACUGACCAGAGAUGAGAGGUCACAUGAAAUUAAAAAGCUCGCCUCUGAGUCGGUGUAUGUGGUCUCUCUGCAGUCCACCAACUCCCAGGGGCAGAGUCAGCCCGUCUAUAGGGCUGCCCUCACAAAACGCAAGAAUUCAGAAGACAGUGAGCUGGAUCUACCGGAAGAUAUCAGUGUCCGGGUCAUGUCAUCCCAGUCCGUGCUCGUAGCCUGGGUGGAUCCUCUUGUGGAAAAGCAGAAGAGAGUGGUCGCGUCCAGACAGUACACUGUGCGCUACCGAGAGAAAGGGGAGUCGGCCAGAUGGGAUUACAAGCAAGUGUCUAACAGGCGAGUGCUGGUGGACAGCCUGCUCCCAGACACCGUGUAUGAAUUCGCAGUCCGGAUUUCACAGGGCGAACGAGAUGGCAAGUGGAGUGCAUCCAUCUUCCAGAGAACACCGGAAUCCGCUCCCACCACAGCGCCUGAGAACCUGAACGUUUGGCCAGUCAGUGGCAAGCCCACUGCUGUCACCGUGUCCUGGGAUGCACUGCCGGAGGCUGAGGGGAAAGUGAAAGAAUACAUUCUUUCAUACGCCCCGGCCCUUAAGCCAUUUGGAGCAAAGUCCCUCACCUUCUCUGGACACACCACUUCUGCCAUGGUGGACGGCCUGCAGCCUGGGGAGCGCUAUCUGUUCAAAAUCCGUGCCACAAACCGGAGAGGCCCGGGGCCACACUCCAAAGCCUUCAUUGUUACUAUACCAACAACCAGUUCCACAGAGGCCAGCACGCACCAGGAUGGGGAAAACAGCAGGAAACCCGAGAGACCUCAGCCUACAUCCCCUGCUCCCAAAGCCGCAACUUCUUCAGGACACACUUCCCCAGCCAAAAAUGCCAAGGAUAUCCUCCUUGACUUAAAGAACAAAAUCCUGGCUAAUGGCGGGCCACCCAGGAGAACCCAGCUUCACUCUACAAUGGGAGCGCUGGAUCCGCAGGCCACGGAAGACACUGGUGAGGAGGAAAUGGAUUCCCUUGAAGAUCCUCGUCCAUCACGGUCGCAGACCCUAGACCAGAGGCGGCCCCUGAGGAUACCAAGCAGAUCUGGUCAUUGGGUUCCAGCUCCCGGCAGGACUCCAGCAAAGGCUGGACUGCCAGUGCUGUCCCGCAAGGAAGGGAUGGAUAGGCGUGGCCCCUCACUGGUUCUGCACCCUCAUCCAGGGACUGAACCUUCAGUGACCGCCUCUUCUACCCAUCCCAUUACAGACAACGAUUCUGUGAGCCAAAAUGAGGAUGAUCAAGAAGGCUCACCGGAUCCUAAAGCUGCUUUGUCCCACUCACCUAAGAAUCCAGUCGGGUCCAAGCCCACCCGGAACCCUACCCGCCAUGUGGCUUCUAACAUGCUCCCAGUUGCAAAAGCCGAGUCGUCUGCAUCGCGGAGUUCCCAUUCCUCCACCAGCGAGGAAGAUUCUAGUGCUGCAGCCCAACAGACCCGACCCGCCUUGGGACACUUCAGCUUGACACGGAACAAGCCCUUCGCUGCCCACAGCAGAACUCCAAACAGAUUCCCCAGAUUCCGGGGACUAAGGCUGCAACCCUCUGUGUCUCCUCAGUCUACUUCAGCUUCGAAAGUCCUCACCAGAGCUCCCUCACAGCCUGCAUCCCACACCAGGUCUGGCUCCGAUGUCUACGGAGAUGGCGAGGACGAAGAGCCGCUUCCAGCCACUGUGGUCAACGAUCGUACACCUUCCUCCUCCAGGCACCCGGCCUCUGUGGGCUGGGACGCCCUAAGAAGAGGCCCCCAGAGAGGAGCCAGCUCGUACAGGAAGGAGCCCAUCCCAGAAAACCCCAAAACUGCUGGAGCAGAUGUAUAUCCUGGGGGCAAAUCCCCUCUGUCCUCCAAGACACAGGACUUGCAACAGAGUACCCAUGAGGAUGCUCACCGAACACCCCCAGGGUCUACCAGCCGCCAGUCGUCCCCUGCUCGGCUUCCAGCAUUGAGAUCGCAGCCCUACCCUGGGUCCACUGUUCCCAGAAGACUGGCACCUGGCCGCAGCUCAGAGGUUUCUAGUUCUCAGAGUAAGGAUAAUGACAGGUCACUUUCUCAACCCAAGCUGUCGCUUGAUGACACAGGGCGGGAACUCUCACACACACCCAACUCGCGUGGGAUGCUGCCCUCGGCUUCCCAGAGUCAGGAUGAGGACUCCCAAAUCGAGGCCCCGGAUUCCACUUUCAGACAUCGGCAGGCGGGCCCCCAGCCAGGAAACACUAACAGCAGCCCUCAACCCAGCCGUGUGAGACCCAGCCGGCCUGGCAGCCCCUAUCACCGGGCCCAGGUUUCCGGCAGGGCUGGGGUCCAGGCCACGCCAGUGAAGAAGAUCUCGCCUUCUAAGGGCCCCCUACUGCCUGAAUCUCAGCAAUCAGUCUUCACUGAGGAGGAGGAAGAGGAAGAGGAAAAGGGAGGAAUUGUAAAAGGCAAGGAAGACUCUCUGACUGCCUCGGUUUCAAAGUGGCCUUCCUCCUCCCCCCACGGGGGUAACAAGUAUGCGGACAGAAACCUUGACAAGGCUGCCACUGUGCUGGCUCCCCAAGGAGGGAGCCUUGUGCAGGCAGAGAACACCGUUCCCGGAAGGCGACCCCCAGGCAGUCCUUCCGUAGCCUCACACCCACCUCCCCCGUACCAGCCUCGAAACCCUGCCACUGCAAGUCCCACAGCCAGCAGCCACUCCUGGGCAAGGUAUACCACCCGCGCCCCUCCCAGCUUCUCCUCCACGACGCCUAUGCUUUCCUUGCGCCAGAGGAUGCAGCGAAGAUUCCGGACCCCGGUCUCGCGGCAGCCCCCCUCGAGACCCGUGCUGGCACAAGGUUACAAUGGAAGACCGAAUGUAGAAGAGAACAUACCUCCUGGUAGUAUUGGGAAGCCGAACGGACAGAGAAUUAUCAAUGGUCCUCAAGGAACAAAGUGGGUUGUGGACCUGGAUCGUGGGUUGGUCUUCAAUGCUGAAGGGAGAUAUCUCCAAGACUCACAUGGCAAUCCUCUCCGGGUGAGGCUCGGGGGAGAUGGUCGCACCAUUGUGGAUCUGGGAGGAACCCCGAUGGUGAGUCCCGACGGCCUCCCCCUCUUUGGGCAGGGGAGACAUGGCAAACCUCUGGCCAGUGCCCAGGAUAGACCCAUCUUGAGUCUCGGAGGGAAGCCCUUGGUGGGUUUAGAGGUCAUCAAAACAACCACCCCUCAUCCUCCUACCACAACCAUGCCUCCAACCACAACAACCACCACUGUGCCUACCACCACCACCCUUCAACCCCAAACCACCACGACCACCACCCGCCGGACCACCACCACCCGCCGGACCACCACCACCAGGCGUCCCACAACUACCAUCCGAGCUACCCGGAGAACAACUACCACUACCACCACUCCGGAACCUACCGCCCCUUCUCCUACCUGUCCCCCAGGGACCCUGGAACAUCAGGAUGAAGCUGGCAACCUCAUAAUGGGCUCAAAUGGGAUCCCAGAGUGCUAUCCCGAGGAAGAUGACUUCUCAGGGCUGGAGACCGACAGAGUGGCGCCCACAGAGGAGGACUAUGUCGUGUAUGACGACGAUUAUGGAUUUGAGACCUCGAGGUCACCGGCCACCAUCAUGCCCUCCACCACUGCUAUCACAUGGAAGGUUCUCCCAGAGCAAGGCACUGUCAGCUCCUUCCCAGAGGAGGAAUUCGAUCUGGCUGGAAAGAAACGGUUUAUUGCUCCUUAUGUGACCUACCUCAGUAAAGACCCCUCGGCCCCUUGUUCCCUGACCGACGCUCUGGACCACUUCCAAGUGGAGAGCCUGGAUGAACUCAUUCCGAACGACCUGACGAAGCAUGACCGGCCCCCUCAGCAUGCUCCCCGCAACAUCACCGUGGUCGCCAUGGAAGGCUGCCACUCAUUUGUCAUUGUGGACUGGAACAAAGCCAUCCCUGGAGAUGUGGUAACAGGAUACUUGGUCUACAGUGCCUCUUACGAGGACUUCAUCAGGAACAAGUGGUCAACUCAGACCUCAUCAGUGACCCAUCUGCCCAUUGAGAACCUGAAACCAAACACGAGGUAUUACUUCAAAGUUCAAGCCAAAAACCCUCAUGGCUAUGGACCUGUCAGCCCUUCCGUCUCGUUUGUUACGGAAUCAGACAACCCUCUGCUGGUCGUGAGGCCACCAGGUGGUGAGCCCAUCUGGAUCCCAUUUGCCUUCAAGCAUGACCCUGGCUACACGGACUGCCAUGGUCGGCAGUAUGUGAAGCGGACAUGGUAUAAAAAGUUCGUGGGGGUCGUUCUUUGUAACUCACUGAGGUAUAAGAUCUACCUCAGUGACAACCUCAAAGACACAUUCUACAGCAUUGGCGACAGCUGGGGCAGGGGAGAAGACCACUGUCAGUUUGUGGAUUCACACCUGGAUGGAAGAACAGGGCCGCAGGCUUAUGUAGAGGCCCUCCCCACCAUUCAAGGAUACUAUCGCCAGUACCGCCAGGAGCCCGUCAGCUUCGGCAGCAUUGGGUUUGGAACCCCCUACUACUAUGUGGGCUGGUAUGAGUGUGGCGUCUCCAUCCCAGGAAAGUGGUGAACGCGGGAUCGGCUCGUGCCAGCCCACCCUCCCGGCCGGCUUGACUAACUUGCACUAGGGACUGCGGACAAGAGGAAGACAGUGUUCCAAGCCUGCGGCCCCAGGGUGUCAGAAGGCCACAGGGUAGACACGGGCAUUUGGUCCUCUUCGGUUGGAAUUUGGCCACAUUUCUUGGUCUGGACUAUAAAUAGAAUUCAGUUCUGCUGAAACUUCAUUUGUAAUCGCACAUUCCAGAGACCUCAACCUAGCAGCAGAUCCGGUGUGACUUCCAGGCUCUUCCGGCACAAAAUUCGGGCACUCCCGGAUCUCCAGGGAAUAGCACCGGCAUGCUGUCCUUCCCCCACAGAAUGCUUUCUGCUUUCCUUGACUUCCAAUCAGCUGAGUUUAAGCCUCACGCCUGUUCGUGUGAAGAAGAAUUGGAAACACACUCUCUUUGAGAUUUAUAUGAAAGACUUAUCCACCACUGGGCUAAAUGCACCAAAUCUUAUUUGUAAAUUCUCAAUUUUGAUAUAUAUAUAUGUGUGUGUGUAUAUAUGCAUAUACAUACCUACACUCAUCAAGAAUAUCGAUUAAACUUGCUAAAUUUC
This is a messenger RNA of Phodopus roborovskii (desert hamster), 5924 nucleotides long. It is a transcript of the gene Fndc1, whose product is annotated as fibronectin type III domain containing 1. Lineage: Eukaryota; Metazoa; Chordata; Mammalia; Rodentia; Cricetidae. The record is from RefSeq and is a predicted model, not a curated record. Gene Ontology annotation, molecular function: protein binding. The coding region runs from base 151 to 5337 and encodes 1728 amino acids. The transcript has 24 exons.